This is a messenger RNA of Rhea pennata, 614 nucleotides long. RefSeq names its product mitochondrial ribosomal protein S6 (gene MRPS6). NCBI's taxonomy places the organism in Eukaryota, Metazoa, Chordata, Aves, Rheiformes, Rheidae. The record is from RefSeq and is a predicted model, not a curated record. Bases 202 to 567 code for a protein of 121 amino acids. Gene Ontology annotation, cellular component: mitochondrial small ribosomal subunit; ribosome. Gene Ontology annotation, biological process: translation. Gene Ontology annotation, molecular function: structural constituent of ribosome; small ribosomal subunit rRNA binding. The transcript has 3 exons.
CCCGCCCGCCCGCCUCGGCGUCUGUGCAGCCGGGGAGCCGCGCGGGCAGCCGCCGCCAGCGCCGCCGCGGGACGCGCCUCGCCGCCGCCUCCUCCUCUUCCUCCUCCUCCGUGGCCCCUCUCCGGCACUGCCGCCACCCCCCUCCCUCCCCACCCUCUGCCCCGCCGCCUCCCUGCUCCUCCCGCCACCGCCAGCUCUAAGAUGCCCCGCUAUGAACUGGCUUUGAUCCUGAAAGCCAUGCAAAGGCCUGAGACUGCAGCUGUGCUGAAGCGCACUGUUGAGGCUCUUAUGGAGAAUGGAGCCGUUGUGAGGAACCUAGAAAACCUCGGAGAAAGGUCUCUACCUUAUAAAAUCUCCAAGCACAAACAGCGUCACAGAAGAGGAGGGUAUUUUUUGGUAGACUUUGAGGGCCCACCUUCGAUUGUAUCGACCAUGAUGGAUCAUUUAGGACGUGACAUUGAUGUAAUUAGACGUACUUUUUUAAAGCAUCCAGUAUCAAAGACAGAAGAAUGCAGUGGCAUAAUCCCAGUCAACUAUGAAGAUAAACUAACUGCCAAGAAGAAAUGAAUAUUCCAAAUAACAUGUUCAAAACAUUAAAAAAAAUUUUAGCCUUG